Colossoma macropomum (tambaqui) is the source of this 1586-nucleotide messenger RNA. It is a transcript of the gene mid1ip1b, whose product is annotated as MID1 interacting protein 1b. The record is from RefSeq and is a predicted model, not a curated record. Gene Ontology annotation, cellular component: cytosol. Gene Ontology annotation, biological process: regulation of lipid biosynthetic process. The transcript has 2 exons. NCBI's taxonomy places the organism in Eukaryota, Metazoa, Chordata, Actinopteri, Characiformes, Serrasalmidae. Bases 504 to 941 code for a protein of 145 amino acids.
AGACUCGACUGAAGAGGGAGUAAAAAGGAAACCCCUCUGUUAUCUAAUCUUUUCAUCUUUAGCUACCGUCUCUGCGGAUCUCGGUGCUCGGAUUAACGUUUUAAGGUCAGUGUUAUCGGGUUACUGUUUCUCCCAGGAGAAAAAAAGGAGGAUUGACUGCUGAAGGGAACGCCCUUUGCUUUAAAGUCACCUGCGCAAGGACCUCCAUCCAUUUGCAGUGUAUAAAAAGGCGAGGUGAAGGUCUGGACAUUAGUUCGGCUUAACCAGCGUUAAGGAGCGAAACCCCCCCGCAUCUGUUGGGGUAUAUUCAUCUCUCUGUCCCAGUCCUGGAGAGUAUCCUGGGUCAUAGCGGCGUUUCAGGCGUGUAAGACGGAUAACGCGGUUCACUUUGACGUUUAUCUGCUUAGCUAAUUCAUCCCGCGCUUGCGUCUCAUCGUUAGUCAUAAAUUCUCCAUCCUUUGCCAGCUUUACUGCGUCUUUUGUUUCACGCUGAGGAGGCCAAGAUGAUGCAAAUCUGCGACUCGUACAACCAAAAGAACUCCCUGUUCAACGCCAUGAACCGCUUCAUCGGUGCCGUCAACAACAUGGACCAGACGGUGAUGGUGCCCAGCUUGCUGAGGGAUGUGCCGCUGGACGAGGGCGAGAUGAAGACGGUGAAGCCUCCAUCCACUUACUUCCAGCAUGGAGACAUGUACGGCUAUUACGUUCUCCUCAAAUCCAUCAGGAAUGACAUUGAAUGGGGCAUCCUGCAGGGUGACGAGAGGCGGAAGGAGAAGCUGGGGGUCUCCACCCUCGAGCAGGACGACGAGGAGGACCUGGAGAAGUUGUUCCACUUCCAUUUGAACGGGCUGCACGCCGUCCUGUCCAAGCUCACCCGCAAGGCGAACACCCUAACGAACAGAUACAAGCAGGAGAUCGGGAUCGGAGGCUGUGGGCAUUGAAGAUCCAAGCAGUUUCCCUCCCCCGGGUGGUCCAUGAGGUGGGGGGAGACGUUCACCACGCCCGGAAGGUGCAGCCAAGCUGCACCGCGCGGCCCGGAUGCUGGUGCUGUAGCGUAACCCAUCCCUGUUCUUUUGGAAUCGGAUUAAAAAGAGAGAUAACCUAACUUACCUGACGUGGCACCAUUGUUUCCCCCCUAACUAAGACUUCCCCUAUUGUGUUUUUGCACUUUGAGUAACUUGGACAUGUUUUUGUUUGGCUUGGGAUGAAGCACUUGGGUUAAUAUAUGCAGUUUUAUUUAAAAAGAUAUGCAAUGGACGUCGCACAAAGUGGGUUGUAAGUUGGGUUGGGAGCUAUUUUCUUGAUUGGACUGAUUGGAGACUAUCAUAAUUUAUGUGCAAAGUGCUACUGCUGCAUAUUAAUCAGCUUUUCAAGUGCAAAAAGACUGAAAGCCAAUGCCAAACGGUUCUGCAGUAUGGGGUAAUCAGUGAGAUGGAAUCAAAUGAUACUUCUAAUUGUUUUUAUAGAAUGUGGAUCGAUUCCAGGAGAUUAUGUUAACUGCUAAUUGUCAUGCUAAUAUGUUGAAGGCUUGUCAUGUCUGUUUUUUUAUCACAAAGCUGGUACUGAAAAUAAAUUUUGUAACUGAU